This is a messenger RNA of Perca fluviatilis (European perch), 2135 nucleotides long. RefSeq names its product protein FAM117A-like. Lineage: Eukaryota; Metazoa; Chordata; Actinopteri; Perciformes; Percidae. Bases 1 to 1281 code for a protein of 426 amino acids. The transcript has 8 exons. The record is from RefSeq and is a predicted model, not a curated record.
AUGUCUGGCCGAAGUGGCGUUGGACAUAACCGAGGAGCUACUUUGGGUCCACAACCCCUCAAGGCUACUGUUCCCUAUCAGCUGGCCAGCAAGCCUCGACCUAACCGGAGAGAUGGAAAGUCAGCUGGGAAGCCCAAACCGCACCAGCUGAGCUCUGGCAUGAGGCGGACGAUGUCUCUAGAUGCCAUCAUCGGGCCGUACCUGCAGGGACACUGGCCCAAAGAACCAGAGAGCCAGAGCAGCCUGUCGCGCAAAGACCAGUCCACCCAGACCCCAGACUCAUGGUCAGAUAAAUCCCAGAGCAGGAGAGGUAGCAGCAGCCACAAGCGAUCGGCAUCAUGGGGCACCGCUGAGCAUCUGCGAGAGAUCGCUAAACUAAAACAACAGCUGCAGCAGCGCAGCAAACCUGCAGUCUCGGGGGGGCAUGACAAAGACCGCCAGCGUGGAUAUCCUCAGGGGAGCGGUAGCCUAGGAACUACUCGGACUCAGCCAGUUCCCAUCCCCCUUGCUCCCCUGUCUACACUGGUCCCUCGACUGCGCUGCAGUGUGGAGGGCCUCAACCAGGAGCUGGAAGGCAUGUUCAUCUGCCAGCCAUUGCAUCCUCAGCAGAGGCUCCUUGAGGUUCCAGACGGUCACCGGGCUCCAGUCCCUCUGCAGAGCUGCAGCAGUGGAUCUCAGAGUGACCCUGCCACCACACCCCUGACCUCAUCAUCAUCAUCCUCCUCCUCCUCCUCCUCCUCCUCACCCAGCUCCUCUCCCACAAACCUCUCCACCUCCCCACCCAACUAUGAAGACGCACCUGUGGAUUUGCACCAAGGUUUGAUAGACAGUGCAGAGAUGUGCCUCCUGUCUCCAUUCCUCUACCAGAAUGAGGCUGACCUCUCCCUGCCUCUGCUGAUGUCCUCCUCACCAGGGCCCAAUAAAAGUUGCUGCUUCCAGAGAGAGCCUCCAGAGGGCUGUGAAAAGGUCCGAGUCUGGGAGGAAACCAGCACCCCACGCCACCCCAAGUCAGCCCUCAUCUCCUCCUGCCCAGACCCCAACAAGGUGAACUUCACCCCCCAUGGGGGCUCAGCCUUCUGCCCGGUCAGCCUCCUCAAGCCCCUGCUCCCCUCCAUGGACCUGUUGUUCCGCAGCCUUGCCGUCUCUCCAGCGGGCAGUUGCUCGAGCCAGGGAACGAGCUCCUGCCAGGCAACGUCCUCUGGCAACCGGGCUGCUCCACCAGAUCCUCCCGCCACGACCGCUGUCAGGGGAGAAAGCUCUGGGGAGGGCCUCGCUUUCUGAUCACAGCUGCAGAUCUCUUUGUGUGAAUGCAAAUAUUUCAGUGGUCUGGGACACAUUCGUUGAUGUUGCUUUGUUUUCAGAAUGGACCAUUUCUUUUCUAUACAGGUUUGAAAUAAUCUUAUGUUGAAAAAUAGUAAUAUUGAGGAAGAAAAAAAAUUAUUAAUAUCGUACGCAAUGCAAUGGAUAUGCUUUACGAGCUACUUGUUUUGGGUGUCUGGCCAUUGUGAUGUUUCUAAAUCAAGGCAUUUCUGUCAUUUCAUAAUCCAAAGAUAUAUAUUUUUGGCCAAACACAAGUGUGAGAGACGAGGCAGUCUUAUUCUACUCUUAACUCUACCUGAAAUGUGAUUUGUUGGAUGACUGACCUGACUGCUCACGUGUUUUUUUGUUUUUUUUCUCUUUCCCCAAAGAAGCCAUGACACACUGGUUUUUAAAGUCUCACUGCAGUGUGUCCUCUCUGUCCAAAAUGUUGUUAGGAGUCUGGGUCAAGGAAGGAAACCCCCUGUUGGAUAAGUUUGCUUGUUUUUAAGUAUACAAAGAUAUUUAUCUGCAAUUCUUUUUACCUAACUUGACCUUGCACCUGUUGCUGUACACGACAAAUCAGUUGGUUACUUCUUAUUUACCUGAUUUAAAAAGGAGAAAAAAAGAAACUCCACAAAAUGAAAUCCCAUUUUGAUAAUUUUUGAAUGAAGGGAUUUUUCCCAGUUGUUGGACUUGGGUAGCAUCAAUACCUAAAUGCUUUAGCUAAUGCAUUCCUGCUUUAAAAUUGUACAGAUGUUAUUUUUGUUAUCUUGUUUACUUGCGACAAAAAAAAAUUUGUGCAUGUGUUAAUGGAUAAAAAAAACAAAAACCUGUUA